Molecule: messenger RNA, 507 nt
Organism: Bolinopsis microptera
Lineage: Eukaryota; Metazoa; Ctenophora; Tentaculata; Lobata; Bolinopsidae
Product: antifreeze protein Maxi-like
Exons: 2
Coding region: 1-507 (168 amino acids)
Source: RefSeq, a predicted model, not a curated record
AUGACAUGGUCUGAUCUCUUUGGGGUCAAAUUGAUCUUACACCGUUAUGUUUGCCCUUAUGCUGUUUCUACUGCUACUGCUGCUGUUUCGUCUGCUGCUACUAUUUCUUCUGUUUCGUCUGGUUUUAUUUCGUCUACUGCUGUUUCUACUGCUGCUGUUACUGAUGCUGAUGCUGAAGCUGAUGCUGAAACUGAUGCUGACACUGUUUCUGCUACUAUUGCUACUGUUUCUACUGCUAUUAAUACUGCUGCUAAUGGUGAUAUUGAUGCUGGUACUGAUAAUGAUACUGAUGCUGUCUUUGUUUCUGUUUCUGCUACCAUUUCUUCUGCUACUGAUGCUGCUACUGCUUUUGCUGUUGGUGUUUCAGCUGCUGCUGCUGCUGGUGUUUCAGCUGCUACUGUUGCUGGUGUUUCAGCUGCUGAUGUUUCAGCUGCUGCUGUUGUUGGUGUUUCAGCUGCUGCUGCUACUGCUGCUGCUGCUACUGCUGCUGCUGCUGCUGUAAAAUAA